CGGGCGGAGGGGAGCGCAUCGGAGCGGUUCGGGCCGGCUGAGGCUCGAGGCCCGGGGCCAUGGACGGCAAGGCGGCCCGAGGAGGAGGAGGAGGAGGAGGAGGAGAGCCCGACGACUGCGUGGACUCGGGAGCCGAGACCGGCGGGUCUGACUACAGCCGCAUGUCCUCAACUAGCAGUGAGCUCUCUGUAGAAGAUGCCCAGGACCCUUUCCUUGUCAGCGUCCAUAUAAUCACAGACCCAGGCGAAUCCCAAACUCUCCAGGAAGCCAUCGACAAGCUGGUGGCUUGGAUCCAUCCAGACCUCCAACUGUUUCUUGUCUCCGAGCGGAGAGUCGCCAGGAAACGGAAGAAGCCGGGGAAGUUUUCUCAGCCCGCGCUGGCCGUCAUUUUGUUCCUUCAAGAAGAGUAUGGAGAAGAACAGAUCUUGCAGUUCCACGAAAGCUUCCGGAAACCACCGUGGCACUACCACCAUACAGAGCGAGUGCAAGGCAGGUUCCUUCCCUAUUUGCCAUGUAGUCAGGACUUCUUCGUGCUGACGCCGGGAACCCCACUGUGGGCCAUCCGACCAGUGCAUUAUGGGAAAGAAAUUAUCCGCUUCACCAUCUACUGCAGGUAUGAAAACUUUUCUGACAUCCUGAAACUCUAUGAGGUGAUCCUUAAAAAAGGCCCAAGUCAGAGGAAGACCGACUUCUGUAUUUUCCCAGUCUACUCCAAUCUGGAUGUAGACAUCCAGUUCUCCCUGAAAAGACUUCCCAAGGGCCACAGUCCUUCCCCAACGGAGUCGUCUGUGUUGGAGUUCCGAGUGAAGGAUUUAGGGCAGCUGGUGCCGCUUUUGCCCAAUCCUUGUAGCCCAAUCAGUGAAGGGAGGUGGCAGACAGAAGAUCAUGAUGGGAACAAGAUCCUUUUACAGAAGACCCACAGUUUGUACAGGAAGUCUCCUCAGACAAUCAAGCAUAACUGCUGGUCGACAAAGAAUUUCUCCCUCACUGUUUCACCCGACUUUGCCCCUCAGGCUCCCAGCCUUCUCUUAGACACUAGCAGUGGCAGCCAGCAGCGGAACUUGGGUGGUCCUGACAGUGGCCUGUGCCAGCAUUUUGGCAUCAUCCCCCAACGGGGUUUGCCGAAUGAAGCAGAGGGAAGGUACACCAGGAACUCCAGCAACACUUCUGACCCUCCAUGGCCACUCCAAAGGAUGGUCUCAGCCUACUCAGCUCCCAGUGGAUUUUGCAAUGGUUCGGAAGCUUUUCCCUUGCCCCCCAAACGGGGCAUCCACCGGUCGAAACCCAGUGCUUCCAGGAGAAGGCCACCGUCAGCCAUGAAUGGGACUGCCCCGGAGGCCUCCUGCAGUUCGCUUCCGACACUGUCAGAGUGGCCUUCCAGCUAUCCUGUCUCAACUCUGGCACCUCCCUUGGCAUGUGGCUCCCCGCCCAGUGUGGGCCCAAGAACCAUCCUUUGUGGAAAGCCUUCAGUGGGAAGCACCCAUAAGCCUUUGGAGUUCCUCAGAACACCAUCUAAAAAAGAAGAAGAAGAAGAAUUCUACAUCUGAGCUUCUCCUGUCCCAGCCACUCCCCUACCCCAUUUUGAACUCUCUUAGCUUCUGCCCCACUGAGUUGUAAAUAUUGCCAAAGAACAUGUGAUUUAAAAAAAAAAAAAAAAUUUAGCAAGGGUUUUUUGCCUGAGUGUGGAAUUGAAUUACUGGUCUUAUUAUAAAUCCUCAAUUUUAGGAGUUUAGCAAGUCCACAGUGAACAUUGGGUCUUGCUGAAAUCUGGCAUUUCAACAAAAGCAUAGAGGGAAGGCAUUGAUUUUUAAGAAAACAACUCAGCAUAUCCUAGAACCAGGGGAAAAAAACCUGACUAAAGUCCAAGUUGGAUUUCUUUAUUUUUUAUUUGGAACACUUUACUGCUUGUAUAAUUCAAAUGUAUUUUAAAUUAUUUGAAAUAAAAAAGAAAUAAUUAGUUAUAAUUAGUAUUAUGAGGGAGGGGAAGUACAAGAUCCAAAAUAUAAAGUUUGGGGAAGUGGCAGGUUUUUACUUAGUAAUUAUUUUUAUGCGGGUUAAUGCAUAUUGGCAUACUGAAAAUAUCACCACAUACCUAAUUCUGAGAAAAAUGACACUGAAAACUGUGCUUGUGCCGCUGAGGAGAUGUCUGCAAGUACAAAUUUAACAGUCGGGUAGCUCUGCUGCAUACUCAUCACCAGGAUAAAGGACCUACUCUGACCAGGAGAAGCAGCAUGCAGUGCUGCCACUGCGUAGUCAAGUUCCAGGCACCCGUGAGAAUCAACAAACUGAAAAUUGGCCCCGGUCAAACAGAGGCGUGGAUUCUCGAGACAUGUUUUGGAGUGAAGUCCAUGCCUAGGACCAGACAGCAGGAAGGCAGCAAAUGAGCCACAAAGGUGUCCAGUGCUGGAUCCGAGCCAGGCAGGGGAUGGACCAGAUGAAAACCAGACAAGUGUCUACGUUAGACGGAUGGCCUUCUAUCAAUUAAAUGGCCUCGCUGCUCCUCCAGCUGACCAGCUCUAACCUGGAAGCCUCAACUGCAUAGAUACCAAACAAAGACGGAGAACCCGGAUCCUCUGACUCCCAGCCCUGCUGUGACGGUAAAGAUCUCGAUUUCCGGUUUUUAGGGCAGGGGCUGUCGUCAGGCGGGUGACCUACGCAUCCCACAGCACAACAGCUCCUGACUGGCCCCUUUCUUUCCCGGACUGAGCAGAACACGUGCCCGGAACGGCAUGGCUGUCGACGACACAUGGAGACUAAUCACCAGUAGGAAGAUCCCCUCCAACCAUCUUAACUGCACCUCCGCCUACUACGUGUGUCAACUUUAGAUAUGUUUUAACUUGCUCCUCUUUCCCCUUCUUCCUCUCCUCCCUUUACGUGGCUACUUCUUGCAAAAGGAGUAGGCCAGAACGUUAGCCUCUACCACCCCCGAGGGUCGAGGGGGUGGUCUCAAUGCUUAGUUGUCCCAAAGGCCCAGCUUUACCGUUAGGGUCUCAUUCCCAACGUAUCUGUACGGAGCGGGUAGCCCCCUGGGGUCACUCACGUGUGGCCAAGCCUCAGGAACCAUGGAAGAGCCGCCUGGCUCUCGCUCAGAAGGGACUGCGGUUUUUGCCUCGGUCACCGGGGAGGUGGGAGAGGCCUCUGCUCUCCUCCGCGUCUACGGACAAUUGCUUUACCUCUCCGCAGGGUUGCCGUCCAGAGCAGGAAAGAGUCUUGGAGAUGAAGCACUCCGACCUCGGCAGCUGCCCGGGGGGCAAGGAGGGCGGCGUGCGGAGAAGGGUACAGCCUACCCGGCCAGGCGCAGGGUUCUCUCAGGUACUAAAUCUCGUACCUACCCAAGUGCUUAAAUACAAUAUUAUUAUCGGUAUUUUCAUCGUCACCUGCGGAGAACUUUGAGAUGCCUUGCCGAAAGAGCUCUGUCAUUUUAAACAAAAGGAACUGCCUCCUAAACACAAGGGUAAAAUAGAGCAUUUAUUGAUGGAAUAACAAAAGUGCUUUUUUUAAAUAUUCUUCAAAAUACAUUUGUACAACUUACAAUAUAUCCAAAAUAACUGUACAUACAAAAAUUACCUUGUUUUUAAUGUAUGUGCUUUUUUUUCCCCAAAUAUUACAAAGUAACUGUUUUUGGCAAAGUUCAACCUUUAACACAGGUGACAAUUUGGGAUAAGAAAAAUAGAACCUGAGGGAAAUUGACACACCUAAGUCAAUGAUAAGCAAGAAAUAUUUUUUUCCACUUCUGUUAAAUAAUUUCAUUUUUGUAGAGGUGGUUUUUCACAUUAAAAAAAUAAAACAACAAUGAAGGAAA
This is a messenger RNA of Ornithorhynchus anatinus (platypus), 3802 nucleotides long. It is a transcript of the gene FAM124A, whose product is annotated as family with sequence similarity 124 member A. Lineage: Eukaryota; Metazoa; Chordata; Mammalia; Monotremata; Ornithorhynchidae. The record is from RefSeq and is a predicted model, not a curated record.